AUGUCGCGGCUGGCGAGUGCCUGGCUGAACAGCGAGUAUGCAGAUGCGGAAGCGCUGAUAACGCUGCACGAGACCGGCGGCGAGCUCAGCGACACUUGCCUGCUGGUGGCGCGGCUGCCGGUGCACCGCCUCAUCCUCGCCGCGGCCAGCCCGUACUUUGCGGCCCUGUUUGAGCGGUGGGCGCAGCGCCACCACGACACGUGCGAGCGGCCCGCUUGCGUGCUGCACGUGACGGCCCCAGAGGACGUCCCCGCUGCCGUGGCGCUGCUGCGCUGCUGCUACACGGGAACCUUUGAGGAUCUGGUCCAGAGCGGCAGCAGCGCCCCCACGCUGCUGCUGGCCCCGGCCGGCCACAACAAAGGCGGCACCUGCGGCAUCGACGCCGCCUCGAGCGGUCCCGCCGCGGCAGCCACGUGCUGGCAGCAGCUGGCAGUGCGCACCCUGGUGCUCGCUGAUCGCCUGGAUGUUGCAGGUGUGGCUGAGAGCUGCGUCUCGGCGCUUUCGGGGCGGCUGUUUGCGCACCAGAUGGAAUGGGAGUGCGCGAUGGCAGCGCUGUGGCUUCUGCCCGAGCCGCUGGCACACCAGCAGAUGGUGGCGCCUCUCAGGCGUAUGGCGCAAGUGCGCAUCGCACGGGAUGCCGCCGGCACUGCCGCGCCGUGA
Monoraphidium neglectum is the source of this 660-nucleotide messenger RNA. RefSeq lists its product as hypothetical. Lineage: Eukaryota; Viridiplantae; Chlorophyta; Chlorophyceae; Sphaeropleales; Selenastraceae. Gene Ontology annotation, molecular function: protein binding. The coding region runs from base 1 to 660 and encodes 219 amino acids. The record is from RefSeq and is a predicted model, not a curated record. The transcript has 3 exons.